This is a messenger RNA of Striga asiatica, 1630 nucleotides long. NCBI's taxonomy places the organism in Eukaryota, Viridiplantae, Streptophyta, Magnoliopsida, Lamiales, Orobanchaceae. The record is from the annotation of a GenBank genome assembly.
AAGGGAUUAAGGUAAUUUUAUAAUUUAAAGUUUAAAUAGUUUUUGUAUUAUUUCUUUCGUUUUUUCCUCUCUAGCUACUUCCUUCAGAUAAAAGGACUCUCUUUCUCGUGGGUCAAAUUUCUGAGCUCGUCCAAUUCCAAUGGCGGAUCCAUCUACAAUGGUUGAAGCUCCUUCUACCAAGCCAUCCAUCACUCACGUUAUUUUCGACAUGGACGGCCUUUUAUUAGAUACAGAAAAGUUCUACACGGAAGUCCAAGAGAUUAUCCUUGCAAGAUACAAUAAGACUUUUGAUUGGUCUCUCAAGGCCAAACUGAUGGGUAGGAAGGCAAUAGAAGCUGCUCGAAUUUUUGUGGAAGAGAGUGGAAUCAGUGACUCACUCUCAGCUGAAGAAUUUCUUGUAGAGAGAGAAGAUAUGCUGCGGAGUUUAUUCCCCUCGUGUGAACUCAUGCCAGGCGCCAGUCGUUUAAUUCAGCACCUCCACGCGAAUGGAGUACCUAUUUGUGUUGCAACUGGUUCACACAAAAGGCAUUUCGAGUUGAAAACUCAAAGGCACCGUGAACUCUUUUCACUGAUGCAUCACGUAGUUCUUGGUGAUGAUCCAGAAGUCAAACAAGGGAAACCUUCACCUGACGUGUUCAUUGCAGCUGCCAAAAGAUUCGAGGGUGGACCAGUUGAUCCACGCAAGAUACUGGUUUUUGAAGAUGCACCAUCUGGUGUAUUGGCAGCUAAGAAUGCCGGCAUGUCGGUUGUCAUGGUUCCGGACCCAAUAUUGGACAAUUCAUAUCACCAAACUUCUGAUCAGACUAUAAGCUCUCUCUUGGACUUCAACCCGGGUGAGUGGGGCCUUCCACAGUUCGAAAAGGCUGCAGCCUGAUUUCACAUUCGAUCAAAACAAACCCCAAACUGUUAUGCUCCUGCUGAAAAUAAUUGAACCUUUUUACGAUUCUUGAGAACAAAUUCGAUAUUUCUUCUGGACGAGCCUGGUAAAUUAUGGCGGGACAGCCCAUUAUAAAAAAAACUAACUCGAAAUUUAUUAUAAAGCAGAUUUUACUGGUGCUUGUUUUUUAUUAUUUAUUGUUGGUUUUUUGUCCUUUGAGUUUGGAAACUGGAUUCAUACACAACCUUCUGAGCAAAUGCCUGAGAGCUUUUAAAUCGGUUUUAUUUGUGGUUUUUAGCUAAAAAAAAAGGACGAAAAUCAAAAUAAAAUGUUUCAUCAAAUGAUCAAGUUGAGCCCCAUCUCUCUGUUUUCUUGAUUUAACCUUUUCUGGCAGUAUUCUGAUUUUCUUACCACACACAAAACCCCUGCAUUCAUCAUCAUACAUUAUUUAACUCAACAAUAAUAGGUAAAAGAAAGUAAAUAAAAAUAAUUACUAGAAUUAGAGGCUUACUUCCAAUUAAGGUCACCCACUAAAACCAGAUCAUUUUCCAUGUCCUCAUAAGCUAUAUGCACAUGUCCAGGGACUGCACUUGAAAGAUCAAGAACACAGCCAUCAUUAUUAUUAUGAUAGUUUUCAUCUUAUUGUAAUUACUAAUUAUUAUUGUCGAUUGUGUUAUAAUUAUCGGCAAACAUCAGCCUGAGAGCUAUUGCCAGGCUCCAGUAGCUGCCGUGCUUGUUCAGGCUUAUCCCGUG